GUAUUUAAUAAAUGUGUUCCCUUCUAUAUGAUCAUUGUACAACAAUAGCAUCACCUUGACCAAUCCUGUGAGUGAGCAGAGCGAAUAUGUACAAAUCAUGAACACUUGAAAAAUGUCCCAAUUUUUCUGUUCCUGGUCAGGGACGAGUCACAGAUGGGGUGGACCUUGUCCACCCUUCAGUUUUAGCGUUCAGUGAUAUGGGACUCAUAGCCCUGUCCAGUCUGUCACGCCACUGCAGUAUAUAGUGUCAUGCAAGAACGGCAUACAUGCAUUAUUUACACUUCGAGUCGCCGGGGCCGCACGCUGCGUUGCUUGAGUCCAUUAAUCGCGCUGCCGUGCGACGCACUUUGCUUCUGGUCACCACAAUUCGGAUCGUACGGCUUGACCAUUACUUAACACAGAACGGGCAACUGGACUGGAUAUUUUAAACCACCAAAAGAAAGUCGACCCGGGAAAUACGUUUAAGCAUUAAGGAUAAUUAAGUAACCACUGGUCAAGCCUGCCUGACGGAGUACUGCACGCAACGCUCUUAACCACUGCGUAUGAGUUAAAGAGGUACCCGGCGCACGCACUGAGUCGAAGUGUUUUAAGUAAACUUCCUUAAGUAACCGGUCUGAGUAACUGACCACUCAGUGCUGUCCUCGACUACAAGGUUGACCACUACGCAAAACGGUCACGGAGGAACGCGCUGUUGAGCUUUACGGCGCUUUUUACGGGUACUUGGUUACAAUUCUUUACAGGAAUCGUUCAUUUUUUUAACGUGUAACGACGAUUCUGACAGCAGCAGUAUUCAACGUUCGUCUGUAUAUUUAUAUAUUUUUGACGAAUUUCCACAGGGCACAGCCUGGCUUAUUCUUUAUCAUUCGUCGUGCUUUACGGGUGCCGGGACUUGACGCUGUCCGUGCCAUGCUUAGCUGGAAUUAAUUAUUAUAAAUGAAUCCAAAGAGAGAUACAGCUACAAUAAUGACUGGAAGUUUGCUCCGUGACGUAAUGCACGUCUUUACUAGGAACUAUUAUAUAUUUUUGUUAUUAUAUUGUGGACUGAUACAAGUAACGUCCAAGCCAUAUACAGGCUGUGAUCAGACCGAUUUCCCAUUUUCAUUCAUAAGAGAUACAGAUUCGCCAUGCGUAUAUUACCAAUGUCUGUUUGGCACGCCGCUCAAGAGGGACUGCCCCACGGGAUCCAUGCUAGAGCCAAGUUACACAUAUGGUCUGUUCAACCCGUGCACUGUGGCAUCAAGUGACUGUCAGAAGAAUGUCAACACGAGGCCAGUGGGUGGAGGUGUACCCUUUACUAUGGACUGUGGAAUAGUAGGUAUAGGCGGGUUUAUUCGUGAUAGGGCCUCCCCAUGCACCUACUACCAAUGUCUCCUCCUCCGGAAUGAGGCCACCGGCGUCCCAGGGCCAUAUUUGUUAAGAAGACGGUGCAGAAACCGCCUGGCCGUACCACUGUCGUAUACCUAUGGGAUGUUUACGCCGUGUAGAACGACCAGUCCUCUAUGCGCUGGUCCAACCACGUUCCCGACAACGACUACAACCACUCCCACGACGACUACGACCACUACCACAACGACUACAACCACUCCCACAACCACAACUACUAAGCCCACAACUACAGAAGUCGUUCAAACCAUUGAGAGUGGCACCAUAUUCACACCGAGUCUGGCCCCGCCUGAAGCACAGCAGAAAAUCACCACAAGUGACAGUACGACUGAAAGAUACGGAGCCGACUUACUGUCAGACGAGACCCCUCUCUUUGAUCAACCGAGCCUGCCCUCUACCGGCGCCAGUAGACCAGGACGAGCCGUAACCAGUGCUCCAGAUGUUGUUCAAACUACCAUUUUGCCGAUGGAAGACCCUUCUACAACAAUUAUUGUGGUCACUCCCUCAAUUGCCCCGACACCAGGAGUAAUGCCUAAACGUAAUGAUAUUGUGAUUGCUGGUGGACUGCCGUACACUAUAGACUGUGCUGCUGUUGGUAUUGGUAACUUUGUGCGAGACAUGGAAUCUGCUUGCUAUUUCUACCAGUGCAAGGUAUUCAAGAGUCGAUUUACAGGAAAUAUGGGAUUUGUACUACCAAGGAAAAAAUGUCCUCCCGGUAAAGGCAUCUCUAUGAAUUUUAAUUAUGGCCCCGGGAACCCGUGUAGAGAAGAAGUUUCGGAUGACACCUGUGACAUAACACCAACUUCUACUCCGGAAACGACAUCUACAACAACGCCAACCACCACAACAACACCAACCACAACAACCACAACACCAACCACAACAACCACAACACCAACCACAACGACAACAACACCAACCACAACAACGCCAACGCCAACGACAACACCAACGGCUGCAAGGACACCGCUGCCAUCGGAUAUCAGCAUUGCUGGUGGAAGACCAUACACUUUAGAUUGUGAAGGAGCGGGUAAAAAUGCCUACGUUGCCGACAGAUCUAGUCCCUGUAACUACUACCAAUGUAUAGGGUACGACAUCGGACCAAAUACCAUCUUUGUCAUUAUGAGGUUCUCAUGCCCAGUGUACAAGUCUGUGCCGGAGGUUUUCACUUAUGGCUUCUCUCAGCCGUGUAUUGAUGACAAGUUUGACUGUCCCGGUGCACCACCGCUGCCACCACGACAGAGCACGACAGAAACUGUACCAACGACUGAAGUCAUCACAACUGUUGCACCAACUGUCAGUGUUACUGACGCUGUCACUACUGCCGAUGGCCUCACUGUUGCACCAACUGUCAGUGUUACCGAUGCAGUUACUACUGCCGAUGGCCUCACUGUUGCACCAACUGUGAGCGUUACCGAUGCUGUCACUACUGCCGAUGGCCUCACUGUUGCACCAACUGUGAGCGUUACCGAUGCUGUCACUACUGCCGAUGCUGGCACCACUGAUGCCCCUGUCACUACUACAAGUAUGCGAGUUGAGACUACCACUUUAGACUGCACUAACAUUAAUGAAGACGAAGACUUAGAAAAGGCCCUGAGAUGUCUUGUGAGUGGCGCAGGGAACAUCGCUUCCCGCACUACAGACGUGGGCACGUUCUUUGACAAGGUUCACGAUUUGUUGCUGCGAUUGAGCAACCGACAGGUCCACCGCGAGUAA
Lingula anatina is the source of this 3099-nucleotide messenger RNA. RefSeq lists its product as uncharacterized. Lineage: Eukaryota; Metazoa; Brachiopoda; Lingulata; Lingulida; Lingulidae. The record is from RefSeq and is a predicted model, not a curated record.